Panthera uncia (snow leopard) is the source of this 2552-nucleotide messenger RNA. It is a transcript of the gene GRAMD2B, whose product is annotated as GRAM domain containing 2B. The transcript is spliced from 14 exons. Bases 213 to 1553 code for a protein of 446 amino acids. NCBI's taxonomy places the organism in Eukaryota, Metazoa, Chordata, Mammalia, Carnivora, Felidae. The record is from RefSeq and is a predicted model, not a curated record.
ACCACUCUGUGUCAUACUUCCACGUUACUCAUUAACCGACUUCAAAAAAAAAAAAAAAAUAGCCUCAGCCAGAUUAGGCGUCACGUGAAGAGUUUCCUGCACUGGGGGAACAGAGCAAAGCCAAACGCAGGGAUUUUCACAUCAUCGGAGGUGGGGGAUUCAGAAAUGAGCCUUUGAGCUUAUUUCCUGACCUGCCGAUCGGCACGGGCGCAAUGGUGAAGAAAAGGCUGUCUUCCAGUGACACGGUGUUCCGGUUUGACAUUCCGGGCAGCCCAAGAAAGGCAGGCACCGAGGCCCCACACAGCGCCACAGACUGCCCCAGCUCUGUGCUUCUCAGCUCAGAGGCUGAGAAUGGUUUGGAGGAGAAAAAGAAGAUCUGCAGGUCGCCAACAGCCCAGUCCCCUACCCCGUCCUGCGAGGCUGAGUCCCCAGACCAGAAGAGAAUCAUUUCCUUGCGGUCAAAAUCCAGUUUUGAUGGUGCCUCUUUAGCAAGUGAUAAGAACGACUGUAAAACAGAAAGCAAAAAUGAAUCUAAGAUGGACAGGAAGAAGUCUUCGUCUUCCAGCCAGUAUAAGGCAAACAUGCACUUCCACAAGCUGUUUCUUGAUGUCCCAACUGAAGAACCAUUGAGGCAGAGUUUUACGUGUGCUCUACAGAAAGAGAUAUUAUACCAGGGGAAGCUCUUCGUAUCAGAAAACUGGAUUUGUUUUCAUUCCAAGGUGUUCGGAAAAGACACUAAGAUCUCUAUUCCGGCUUUCUCCGUCACCCUAAUAAAGAAAACCAAAACUGCCCUUCUGGUGCCAAAUGCCCUGAUUAUAGCGACAGUCACAGACCGGUACAUAUUUGUCUCCUUACUCUCCAGAGAUUCCACUUACAAACUACUAAAAUCUGUGUGUGGACACUUAGAAAAUACAAGUGUUGGGAACAGUCCCAACCCGUCUUCUCUUGAGAACAGUUUCCGGGCAGACCGCCCUUCAUCUCUGCCUCUGGAUUUCAACGAUGAAUUCUCAGAUCUGGAUGGAGUAGUUCGACAAAGAAGGCAAGACAUGGAAGGAUACAGCAGUUCUGGUUCCCAGACUCCUGAAUCCGAGAACUCUCGAGAUUUCCAUGUGACAGAAUCCCAGACAGUUCUGAAUGUCUCCAAGGGAGAAACAAAACCAACUCGGGCAGAUGCCCAUGUGAAUAGAGUGCCUGAAGGAAAAGCCAAGAGUCUCCCUACACAUGGUCAGUCAGAAACCAUUGGAAUCUUACACAAAGUAAAGCCUCAGACAUGUACGACUCUCCACCACAUUCUUAUUUUUUACGCAAUCGUUGUCUGUGCACUAAUCAUCUCGACCUUCUACAUGAGAUACAGAAUUAAUACUCUGGAGGAGAGGCUGGGGUCACUAACCUCCACUGUGGACAUUCAUCAUAAUGAACAGACAGCACCAUCCGGCCUGGGGUCACAAGUCCAAUUAAACGUGGAGGUCCUCUGCCAAGAGCUUACAGCUAACAUAAUGAAAUUAGAAAAGAUACAAAACAACCUACAGAAGCUGCUUGAGAAUGGUGACUGACAGACCACAUUGUUCGGGCCAACAUGAUACCUCGUGCUUCCCUUUGAAGAAAGUGUUCGUUCCCCCAGUCAUUGUGGUGGAGCGCUCCCUGCUGGCCAGAGGAGCGAGCUGAUGGGCAUCCCUAGCCAUGUGUGCACUUGGAGGUCUCCAGCUCAGGAAAGGGGGGAACAGAAAUAAUUGUGGUUCCUGUGCAAUAAACAUGGACCCUGUCUGAGGAAGUUUUCAGUGCUGCUUCCUCAAGAAAACAGACCCAUCUCUGGAGGUCUCAGGAAGGGCCUUGGUGGACACCCUCUCGGAUGAUUGUGGUUCCACAGUUAACUUGACUGUCAGCAAACACACUCCACUCCAUGCCUUUUCGGUCCUUUCCCUGCCCCUUUUCUCUCCUGUACACCCCUCUGAACCAACCUUCAAAGUAAGGAAUAGGUCACGUGCCAAUAAACUUGAUACAAUCCUUACGAGAAUUAGCCAGAACUCUCCAAAACAGCAAGAAAUAGCUCUAACAGACAGACUCGCCUCAAGCAACACCAACAUGUUUUUCUUUUCCCCCCUUCUGCUGUUCUGUUCUGCUUUAAAUCACCUGUAUAUCUUCUCAAUAGAGUACUGGCAAGAAUAUCACAGAGCAGAUUAAACUAUCCCACGAGUGUUGUGUUUUGUUCAACUAACACUUAACUGGACUGGUCAGCACCCACCCCAGAUCCAGAAACUGUGACACAUGCGACUCAAGUACUAAAUUAAGCGUACUCUGCAACCAAAACUAAUCUUUAAACCAAAAAGUACCAUAGUGCUUUGAUACUGGAUGAAAAACACUGAACUUUUAAAUGGACAGGUGAACUAUGUUACUUUUGAAACAGGAUGUCCAUAGUGAACGCUGAAGCCCAUUUGAGCAUGACAAGUGCAUGCUUCUCCCUCUUGCUGACGAAAAUAAAGAAGUAACUGGUGGUUUACUAACUUCUGUUUCCCAUAUGAGUUGGCUGGUUUUUAUUAAUAAUUAUUUAGGUA